GGGACAAGUGAUUCACGAUGGCCGUGGCUUUGGACGCAGUGUGGGUGAGGGUGAAGAAUGUCUGCAAACAGAACGGGCUCCUCAUCAUGUCGGUGAUGGCUGUGGUCAUCGGGUGUCUUUUGGGAUUCUUCCUGAGGACGCGGCGUCUCACAGAGCAGGAGGUGAAGUAUUUUCAGUUUCCUGGGGAGCUGCUGAUGAGGAUGUUGAAGAUGUUGAUUCUCCCACUCGUCGUGUCCAGUUUGAUGUCAGGACUGGCUGCCCUUGAUGCCAAGUGUUCCAGCCGGCUUGGUCUGAUCACAGUGUCUUAUUACCUGUGGACCACCUUUGUGGCCGUGAUAGUGGGGAUCAUCAUGGUGUCCAUCAUCCACCCGGGUGGUGCAGCCCAGAAAGAGGACUCUGAGGACAGUGGCAAGCCCAUCAUGAGCUCUGCUGAUGCUCUGCUAGACCUCAUUCGCAACAUGUUCCCAUCUAAUCUGGUCCAGGCCACAUUUCAGCAGUAUCGAACAAGUAGUGAGUACACUGUGAAACCCAAGCCAACAGUGAGUCAGGCACAAUCAGAGUCCAGCACACGGCGGGCACUCAUCUACGGUAUCCAAGAUGAUAAUGGAACUGACGUACAGAACUUCGCCCUUGACCUGACUCCACCCCCUGAUGUGCUCAUUCGCACUCGGGAGGGAACGAGCGAUGGAAUGAAUGUCCUUGGAAUUGUAAUUUUUUCAGCAACCAUGGGCAUUAUGUUGGGAAGGAUGGGGCCAAAUGGCAGCGCCUUGGUGAAUUUCUGCCAGAGUCUGAAUGAGGCUGUCCUCAGAAUUGUUGCCAUUGUUAUAUGGUACUUUCCAUUUGGCAUUGUGUUCCUGGUGGCUGGUAAGAUCCUGGAGAUGAGUGAUCCGUCAGCCAUGGGGAAGAAGUUGGGUUUCUACGCUGUCACUGUGGUGUUUGGUCUGGUGUUGCAUGGCCUGUUCAUCCUGCCUGCCAUGUACUUUUUCAUCACCAAAAAGAGCCCCAUCGUUUACAUACGGGGAAUCCUGCAGGCCCUGCUCAUUGCCCUUGCAACUUCCUCCAGCUCUGCCACAUUGCCUAUUACCUUCAAGUGCCUCUUGGAAAACAACCACAUUGACCGCCGUAUCAUCCGUUUUGUGCUCCCUGUGGGUGCCACCAUCAAUAUGGAUGGCACCGCUCUCUAUGAGGCUGUGGCAGCGAUAUUCAUCGCACAAGUCAAUAAUUAUGAGCUGGACUUUGGCCAGAUCAUCACCAUCAGCAUCACAGCCACUGCAGCCAGUAUUGGUGCAGCAGGGAUACCACAAGCCGGACUGGUCACCAUGGUGAUAGUGCUAACAUCCGUCGGGUUGCCAACCGACGACAUAACUCUCAUAAUUGCAGUAGACUGGGCUCUAGACAGAUUCCGCACCAUGGUGAAUGUCAUGGGGGACGCUUUGGCCACAGGCAUCAUGGCGCACAUCUGCAGGAAAGACUUCAUGAAAGAGGGAGAUGGGGUGAGGGUGCCUUUGAUCUGCGAGACAAAACCUGUGACGAACACACCGCCUCUGAUGAACUGCCACAACAACAACGGCAACUACCGGCCCCCUUCAUCUGGGCUCAAACAUGAGCUCGUCCCUCCUGACGUGGCCCGGCUCAUGCAGCUGGAGGAGGGCGUGCGGCCACCGUCCGAGAGGAAGAAGCCUCCAAUUCCUCCGAGGCACCUGAAGAAGAGCAAAGAACACUGCACCGUUGACAUGAAUGGCCUUGAGACCAACGUAUAGCAUCCUCUUCCUGGAGUUUUUUUUUUUGUAGUUGCGCUGAUCACACCCUCAGAGCAAAGGACUCCAGUACAGGUAGGACGACAGCGCGACCAAGCUCAUCUUUGUCUCUCAGCGUCAAAAUGUUUCGGUGACAAAAUGCGGUCCUGAAGGCUUUGAGGAAGGCAUUUUAACGCAAAUCUGUUGUUUUUUGUUGUCAUAGUAGCUGCGAAAUGGUUUCUGGACAAGACUCUUGUUGGAAUUAAAGACAGCAAAAGGACAACAGUCUAAUUCUAUUCAUAAAACUCGUCCUCGGUCUGGACCUUCAGGGUGAGCUCACACCUAAACUCCCAGACUCUGAAUACAGGUGUGAGGACUUGCUUUUAUUAACUGAUUUCUAUUUGAUAUCUUCAUUUUAUAUGAUUUCGUAAUUUUUUUUUGUCUGUGUGCAACAUGUAAAUAAGACAAGUGUUUAUUAUGUUUUAUACUUCUGCAAGCAGCCAGUUGUUUGUGUCAUUUAACAGACAAAGUCAGGAUUUCCAGUGUCUGGUGUGAACUGAAUGGUAAGGAGGCAAAGUGAAAUGCCCUAAUUGCUUAAUUUUGCCUUAACAAAGCUGGUGGUGCUAGGCUGGGACAGAGGAGCCGAAGAAGCAGAACAGAAACUUCAGCAUCCCUAGUGGUCAUGUUGUAAUUUUAACACUUGGGUAAAAUAGAGAUUCAAAUGGUUUCACGUAUUUGAACAGCCUCAGGAGCACUUGAUUUAAUUAAACUUUCCUGGUACUUGAAUAGCCCAAAAACAAACUCUGGUCAUUUAACAUAAACCAAGUGGUCCUUGUUUAUUUGGUGGAGUCGAUUUAUACAUUCAGUUAUUUACAUGUCAAAGUCACAGUCUUUUGUGUACAAACUUGUCUCUUGGUGGUUUUCCUUGCUAGACCAGCUCAGCAUAACAUGUCAGGGUAGUUGUUUCGUGUCAGAACUGGCUCAUUACCAACUUAAACUGCUAUUUACCUGCUGUACAGACAUGGACUGUAUCUGGCUAGCAAUGAAAGCACCAACCCUGUGUGUGUUGAAGGAGAAGUCACCAGGCAAACCAGUUCUGUUAUUUUCCUCCAAACUUUCCUGUUAUUUUCCUCUUGUCUCUGUGUGUUUAUGAAGUAGACUCAAAGCUCUGGGAUAAGCGCUUUUUUUUUUUUUUGUCCAAUUUGAAACACAAGCUCAUAUUGAAACAUCAACUUCUGCUAACACGUCUUCACCCUUCUAAUCUCACUCAUUUGCAUCUUUCCACUGACUAAGUACCGCAUCUAAAAUUCACUCUGUUCUGUCUGAACACACUUUUACAGUGUGAGAGGACGGCCAUUAUGAUAAGGAGGAGGUAUUAUAGCAUCUGAGUAUUGUAUUAAGGUAUAUUUGAAAAAAUCUGAACAUAUCUUUUAAACCUGAAUCUGCAUGGUACAUUUCACUCUUAUCACUAAAAGGUCAAAUAC
Molecule: messenger RNA, 3220 nt
Organism: Seriola aureovittata
Lineage: Eukaryota; Metazoa; Chordata; Actinopteri; Carangiformes; Carangidae
Gene: slc1a7b
Product: solute carrier family 1 member 7b
Exons: 12
Coding region: 18-1760 (580 amino acids)
Biological process (GO): L-glutamate transmembrane transport
Cellular component (GO): plasma membrane
Molecular function (GO): glutamate:sodium symporter activity; neutral L-amino acid transmembrane transporter activity; L-glutamate transmembrane transporter activity
Source: RefSeq, a predicted model, not a curated record